AUGUUUAUGAUCAAAAACGUUAGCAAAUAUCUCUUCGGAGACACCUCCAAGGAGGUUAUUACGGAAAUUCCCCAGGGCCAACUUUACCUUGUCCGUCCUCUCUCCCCGAAAGGCUACUCUGAACUCAUCUACAAAGACGCGGUCGCCACCAUCAGACGCACAGGGCAAGACCAUCAAUACCAGCUUGUUGUACAGCGUGCCUACGAGGAGGGGGAAGAAGAACUUGCUGAGGACGACGAGGACGUAGGCGCUGAGAGUCUAGACAAGGACGAGAAGACCUUUCUCCUUGAUCAAAGUCUUCACUUCAGAUCAGAAAAGCGGCCAGCUGGCGAAACGGUCUUAGCCUGGCGUGACUUGAGCGGCGACCCUGGAGAUCUUUAUGAAUUUGUAUGCGACGCUUCAGUCCAAGAAGAAAAGAUCCAGACUUUUCUUCUAGCUGCAAUCGAUUGUCAGUUCGAGAGGAAAUAUCGGAGGUCCGCUCAGAAGGCUACAGAGGCUGAACUACACGAAUUCUACUUCGACUCGGACGACGCAAUCCCAGCUGCGAGUUCGGUAUCUGCGCCUCUUGACCCCAAACCAACCUCCAAAGAAACGGCCCAGAGAAUGGCGAAGGAUGUCAGAACACCUACCAAAGCGAACCAGGCCAAGGCGAGAGAAACCGGUCCGACGGAGGCUCCCCCUGCAAAAUCUGCUCCACGAUCUGGAGAAGUCCUCACCAAGCAAACCGGAGAGCUCCAUCUGUUUGAUUUUCCAACAGGAACUUUCAUUCUUCAAGAUCCAUCCGUAGUGGCUGUUGUGACAGAUCUCGGAAACUGGCAAUACUGGCUUCAAAUAACCAGUUCCACUGGAAGGGAAUGGUUAGGCCAAGCUAUAGUGCCCGAUAUCAAUCCAGUCUUCAACUUCGACUACCUGUCUGCAAUUUUCAACCACUACACCGAUGAUGGCUCCGCCUAUUCUUGGCUGCUACGCUUCAAGGAUCAGGCCGUCCUUGAGAAUUUCCAAGAGGGUGUCAUGCAGGCCUUGUGGGAGCAAUUGAACGAGACCAAAUGGUCCAAAGUCAAAGACCAGGAACGCGAAUACGUUCUGGAAGCAUUCAAUGAUUUAACCAUGAGUGACGUGAAUGAAGGGGAAGAGGACGCGGAGGAGGAGGAAGAAGAGGAGGAGGAGGGUGAAAGAGACGGUCCACGAAGUGAGCACUAUGAUGAGGACGAAUCCGAGGAUGACGUUGAGCUGGACCAGCAAGACGGAAACGUCAACUCUCAACUCGCCGUGGGAACGAAAAACGAUCGAUCCUUCGUCAUUCGCGGCUCUAAGAUUGGUGUCUUCAAACAUCUGCCCAACAAACAUCUCGAAUUUACCACCAACAUAUCCAAGGUCGAGACUCCCAAGGGUAAACUAUUCUCCCCAACCAAGGUGAUGCUGCACCAAGAGGACCAGAACAUGGUGCUGCAAGACCCCAACAACCCCAAUUCACUCUAUCGCAUGGACCUCGAAUACGGCAAGGUUGUCGACGAGUGGAAGAUCCACGACGACAUUGGUGUGACCAACUUUGCCCCAGAAACGAAAUUCUCUCAACGGACGGCAGCCCAACCAUUCAUUGGUCACAGCAAGAACGCGCUCUUCCGCAUAGAUCCUCGUGUCUCGGGCAACAAGUUGGUCGAAGCACAACUCAAACAAUACCUCUCUAAAAACGACUUUUCCGCAGCUGCCACCACCGAGAAGGGUUACAUCGCGCUAGCAUCCAACAAGGGCGAUGUCCGACUGUACGACCGUCUUGGAAUCAAUGCCAAAACCCAAAUUCCAGCCCUUGGCGAAGCAAUUACCGGUCUCGACGUCAGCGCCGAUGGUCGCUGGAUCCUGGGAACCUGCAAAACAUACCUCAUCUUGAUUGACAACCUACAGAAGGAUGGCAAAAACGAGGGCAAGCUAGGUUUUGAGAAACCCUUUGCAAAGGACUCCAAGCCUCAGCCCCGCCGCCUCGCCCUGAGUCCUAAUCAUGCAGCACAAUUCCAACACGAAACAGGCCAACCCAUCUCAUUCACGCGCGCCCACUUCAACACCGGACUUGACAGCCAGGAAACCAGCAUCAUCACUUCCACCGGUCCGUUCCUGGUCACGUGGUCUCUGAGGAAGGUCCUCGAAGGCAAGAGAGACCCCUACCAGAUCAAGCGCUAUGCCGCGGAAGUGAUGGCGGACAAUUUCGAGUUUGGUAGUGACAAGAACGUCAUCUUGGCAUUGCCUAACGAAGUCGACAUGGUGAGUCGCAAGAGCUUCAAGAGGCCUACCAGGGAGAGUAUCAUGGGUCCGGCCGCCAGGAUUUCUGGGGCAGGGAUGACACCCAGGAGAAGUGGGAGGCAGAGUCAUUUGCGAGACGAGAUUGUGAACAGUCCUUAUUAG
Fonsecaea multimorphosa CBS 102226 is the source of this 2397-nucleotide messenger RNA. RefSeq lists its product as uncharacterized. The record is from RefSeq and is a predicted model, not a curated record. The transcript is spliced from 2 exons. Lineage: Eukaryota; Fungi; Ascomycota; Eurotiomycetes; Chaetothyriales; Herpotrichiellaceae. Gene Ontology annotation, cellular component: nucleus; cytoplasm. Bases 1 to 2397 code for a protein of 798 amino acids.